Panicum hallii is the source of this 1183-nucleotide messenger RNA. RefSeq names its product ethylene-responsive transcription factor 2-like. Gene Ontology annotation, biological process: ethylene-activated signaling pathway; regulation of DNA-templated transcription. Bases 150 to 1046 code for a protein of 298 amino acids. NCBI's taxonomy places the organism in Eukaryota, Viridiplantae, Streptophyta, Magnoliopsida, Poales, Poaceae. The transcript has a single exon. Gene Ontology annotation, molecular function: DNA binding; DNA-binding transcription factor activity. The record is from RefSeq and is a predicted model, not a curated record.
CCCUGCCCUCGCCGUUCAACUCGAUCACUCCACACCACACCCACCUAGCUCGCUUGGGUUUCGUCAGCUCAUAAACCAAACAGAGAGACCUCGUCGCCAGUGGCCACCAGCCCGGAGCAGAGAGAGCAGGGGCGAAUCAGGAGGGCACGAUGCUGCUGAACGCCAUCCGGGAGCACCUGCUGGAGGAGCCGUCGGAGGCGCUGGUGCUGGACACCAUCCGGCAGCACCUCCUGGAGGAGCCGGCGGAGGCGCGGCCCGCGUACCGGCGGAGCGAGAGCUUCGGGAGCCUCGUGGCGGACCAGUGGAGCGGCUCGCUGCCGUUCCGCACCGACGACGCCGACGACAUGGUCGUGUUCGGGGCGCUGCGGGACGCCUUCGCCUACGGCUGGCUCCCCGACGGCUCCUUCGCGCGGGUCAAGCCCGAGCCGCUCCCGUCCCCGGACUCCGACUCCUACUCCUACGACGGCCUCGGCCUCCCGUACCCGGACCCGGAGCCGAUGACGCCGAGCAGCGGCGCCGCGACGCCCAAGACGGAGGGGGCCGCGGCGGGCGUGGCGAGGGGCAAGCACUACCGGGGCGUGCGGCAGCGGCCGUGGGGCAAGUUCGCGGCGGAGAUCAGGGACCCGGCCAAGAACGGCGCGCGCGUGUGGCUCGGCACCUACGACACCGCCGAGGACGCCGCGCUCGCCUACGACCGCGCCGCCUACCGCAUGCGCGGCUCCCGCGCGCUCCUCAACUUCCCGCUCCGCAUCGGCUCGGAGAUCGCGGCCGCCACCGCCGCCGCGGCCGCCGCCGGCGGGGACAAGCGGCCGUCGCCCGAGCCCGCGACGUCCUCGGACUCUUCCUUCUCCACGUCCUCCUCGUCCUCUUGCUCGACGAGCGGCUCGACGAAGCGCCGGAAGCGAGGCGAGGCCGCGGCCGCGACGAUGGCCAUGGCUCUGGUGCCCCCGCCUUCCCAGCUCAACCGGCCGGCCCAGCCAUGGUUCCCCGCCGCGGCGGCCGAGCCGGCGGCCAUGGCGCCGCGCGUCGAGCAGCUGGUCGUCUAAGGCGCCGACCGGAUCUCUCAUGUCACGCCAUCCACCGGGCGCGCGGCGAAGGCAAUGAGGCGUACCACGACGAACUCGCCAGCAGAGGCGCGGCGCAGGAACAGCCAAGACCCCCGGCGUCGCACUUGCACGGUGCC